This is a messenger RNA of Miscanthus lutarioriparius, 201 nucleotides long. NCBI's taxonomy places the organism in Eukaryota, Viridiplantae, Streptophyta, Magnoliopsida, Poales, Poaceae. The record is from the annotation of a GenBank genome assembly.
AUGAGCCAUGUUGAGGAGAUUGCAAGGAGGCUCUUUGUUGAGCUGAAUCAUGAGGCCAUUGGCAUCCUAGGGGAUGGUGGCUUGGUGAUCCCUAGCAGCAACAAUGAAGAAGAGAUCGCUGAAGAGGAGGCCGACGAGGAGGAGAAGAAGGAAGAGGUGAAGGACGAGCCUACGGGCAGUGGGUCACCGUCGAGGAGCUAG